This is a messenger RNA of Talaromyces proteolyticus, 6792 nucleotides long. Its product is annotated as putative bifunctional pyrimidine biosynthesis protein. The transcript has 3 exons. Lineage: Eukaryota; Fungi; Ascomycota; Eurotiomycetes; Eurotiales; Trichocomaceae. Gene Ontology annotation, cellular component: cytosol; cytoplasm. The coding region runs from base 1 to 6792 and encodes 2263 amino acids. Gene Ontology annotation, biological process: UTP biosynthetic process; L-citrulline biosynthetic process; 'de novo' pyrimidine nucleobase biosynthetic process. The record is from RefSeq and is a predicted model, not a curated record. Gene Ontology annotation, molecular function: carbamoyl-phosphate synthase (glutamine-hydrolyzing) activity; amino acid binding; aspartate carbamoyltransferase activity.
AUGUCGCCGCCCUUCGAGGACGCUUCUCGCGUGAGCGACAACGCUGCCCCCGCCAGCCCUUCCAGCGGAGAUGCAGUCUCCUAUAAUUCCGCUCGAGACUUGAAGCCAUUGCCAGUCAUGCCGCCAUCAGUCAAUGGCACUCCAAUCCCCCCCGCCUCGUUCCCAAUCGUCGCCAACUCUGAGAAGCACAUUGUCUUGGAGCUGGAGGAUGGCACCCUGUACCAAGGCUACAGCUUUGGCGCUGAGAACAGCGUUGCCGGUGAGCUAGUCUUCCAGACUGGUAUGGUAGGCUAUCCCGAGUCCAUCACCGAUCCUUCAUACCGGGGCCAAAUCCUAGUCAUUACCUUCCCCUUGGUCGGCAACUACGGAGUGCCAUCACGGGAGACCAUGGACGAAGUCCUCAAAGAGCUGCCGAAACAUUUUGAGUCGAGUCAGAUCCACAUUGCAGCUCUUGUAGUCGCUACAUACUCUGGCGAAGACUACUCUCACUUCUUGGCUGAAUCUUCCCUCGGCCAAUGGCUCAAGGAGCAGGGAGUUCCCGCUAUUUACGGCGUUGACACCCGGUCUUUGACCAAACGGAUCCGGGACAAGGGAAGUAUGCUAGGCCGCUUACUGCUUGAAAAGUCCACAGUUCCAAAUGGGGCCGGAGCCAAUGGAAUCUCGUCAGCCAAGUGGCCGUCUCAGUUUGAGCAGGUCGAAUGGGAUGAUCCAAACAAAAAGAAUCUUGUCGCGGAAGUGUCUAUCCAGAAGCCCCGUCUCUUCACACCUCCGGAAUCAGUUUCUCUGAAGCACCCCUCUGGUCGCCCAGUGCGGGUGCUUUGCUUAGACGUCGGUAUGAAAUACAAUCAACUUCGCUGCUUACUUUCACGCGGCGUUGAGGUUUUAGUUGUCCCCUGGGAUUACGAUUUCCACACACUCGCUGGAACAGAAUAUGAUGGCCUUUUCAUUUCCAACGGCCCUGGUGAUCCAGCAACUAUCUCGACCACGGUGCAGAACAUCUCCAAAACUGUCCAAGAAGGCAAGAUACCUAUCUUCGGUAUCUGUCUCGGACACCAACUCCUCGCUAGAGCCGUGGGUGCAAGCACGACUAAAAUGAAAUUUGGUAACCGCGGCCAUAAUAUUCCUUGCACUAGCAUGGUUACCGGAAAGUGUCAUAUUACUUCUCAGAAUCACGGAUACGCCGUUGAUGCCGCCACACUUCCAGAGGGCUGGGAGGAACUGUUUGUAAAUGCCAACGAUGGAAGCAAUGAGGGUAUCCGGCAUGUCAAUCGCCCCUUUUUCAGCGUCCAGUUCCACCCCGAAAGCACUCCCGGUCCUCGUGACACCGAAUUUCUAUUCGAUGUAUUCAUCAGUACCAUCACAACCACGCUAGCUUCUCCUGAAGCCUUGAAACAACCCGUUUCCUUCCCUGGCGGUUCCCGUGCCGAAAACGAAAAGAAGGCACCCCGUGUCUCCGUCAAAAAGGUGCUCGUUUUAGGCAGUGGUGGUCUCAGUAUCGGCCAAGCAGGAGAAUUCGAUUACUCGGGCAGUCAAGCUAUUAAAGCUUUGAAACAAGAAGGCAUUUACACAAUCCUGAUAAAUCCCAAUAUUGCCACUAUUCAGACCUCCAAAGGUCUUGCGGAUAAAGUCUACUUUCUGCCCGUCAAUGCCGACUUUGUACGCAAAGUCAUCAAGCACGAGCGGCCGGAUGCAAUUUAUGUCACUUUCGGCGGUCAGACAGCACUUCAAGUUGGUAUUCAACUUAAAGAUGAAUUCGAGGCACUCGGCGUCAAGGUUUUGGGCACUCCGAUUGAUACCAUUAUUACAACGGAAGAUCGCGAGCUGUUUGCUCGAAGCAUGGAAUCCAUUGGUGAAAAAUGUGCCAAGUCCGCUUCUGCUUCCAACAUUGAUGAGGCUAUGAGAGUUGUUGACAGCAUCGGAUUUCCUGUUAUUGUUCGGGCUGCCUAUGCUCUUGGUGGUCUGGGAAGCGGCUUCGCCGAGGACCCGAUUCAGCUGCGAGAACUUUGUACCAAGGCAUUUGCCGCCAGCCCCCAGGUCUUGAUCGAAAGAAGUAUGAAGGGCUGGAAGGAAAUUGAAUACGAAGUCGUUCGUGAUGCCAGAGACAACUGCAUCACUGUUUGUAACAUGGAAAACUUUGACCCUCUUGGUAUUCACACUGGUGACUCCAUUGUUGUCGCGCCUUCUCAAACCCUUUCAGACGAGGAUUACAACAUGCUACGUACGACCGCCGUUAACGUUAUCCGCCAUUUAGGCGUCGUUGGUGAAUGUAAUAUUCAAUAUGCCCUUAAUCCUUUCUCUAAGGAGUACUGUAUCAUCGAGGUGAACGCUCGACUAUCUCGGUCUUCGGCGCUUGCGUCUAAAGCGACUGGCUAUCCUCUCGCGUUUAUUGCCGCUAAGCUCGGUCUAGGCAUUCCUCUGAAUGAGAUCUCGAACUCCGUUACCAAGGUAACUUGCGCUUGCUUUGAGCCAUCGCUUGACUAUGUCGUUGUCAAGAUUCCUCGUUGGGACUUGAAGAAAUUUACUCGUGUCUCUAAUCAACUUGGUUCCUCUAUGAAGAGUGUGGGCGAGGUCAUGAGCAUUGGAAGAACCUUUGAAGAAGCUAUUCAAAAAGCUAUCAGAUCUAUCGAUUAUCACAACAUGGGAUUCAAUCAGACAAGUGCAUUGAUGUCGAUAGACACUGAGCUCCAGACCCCUUCAGACCAGCGUCUUUUUGCCAUCGCAAAUGCCAUGCAUAAUGGAUACUCUGUCGAUGAUAUCUGGAAGUUGACUCAGAUCGACAAAUGGUUCUUGCGUAAACUCAAAGGCCUGAGCGAUUUUGGCAAGAUGCUUACUAGUCAAUACAAUGCCACUAAUGUACCACUUGGCUUAAUCCGCCAAGCAAAACAGCUCGGGUUUGCCGAUCGUCAAUUAGCGAAGUUCUUGAGCUCAAAUGAACUCGCUAUUAGGCGCAUGCGUGUCGAGGCUGGUCUAAUCCCGGUUGUUAAACAAAUAGACACGGUUGCAGCAGAAUUCCCAGCUUUCACCAACUAUCUUUAUUUGACAUACAAUGGAUCUGAGCACGACAUUUCGUUUGACGACCAUGGUGUCAUGGUACUGGGUUCAGGUGUCUACCGAAUCGGUUCAUCUGUUGAAUUUGACUGGUGCUCUGUCAGGACUAUUCGUACACUUCGUGAACAGGGACAUAAGACUGUCAUGGUCAACUACAACCCCGAGACUGUGAGCACGGAUUAUGACGAGGCAGAUAGAUUGUAUUUUGAGAACAUCAACCUGGAGACCGUCCUGGACAUCUAUCAGCUGGAAUCUUCUAGCGGUGUGAUAAUGUCUAUGGGUGGCCAGACACCAAACAACAUUGCAUUGCCUUUACAUCGUCUCAAUGUUAAGAUUUUGGGAACUUCCCCGGAAAUGAUCGACAACGCCGAAAAUCGCUACAAGUUCUCUCGCAUGCUUGAUCGCAUCGGAGUCGAUCAACCUGCUUGGAAAGAACUGACGAGCAUAGAGGAGGCCACCGCUUUCUGUAACAAAGUUAACUAUCCUGUUCUGGUUCGCCCGUCUUACGUUCUUUCAGGCGCGGCGAUGAAUACUGUCUAUUCGAGAGAUGACCUUGCAAACUACUUGAACCAAGCAGCCGAGGUCUCUAGAGAACACCCAGUCGUCAUCACGAAGUACAUUGAGAACGCAAAGGAGAUUGAGAUGGACGCUGUGGCUCUUAAUGGUGUCAUGGUUGGUCACUUCAUUUCUGAGCACGUUGAGAAUGCUGGUGUUCACUCGGGUGAUGCUACACUCAUUCUCCCCCCGCAAGAUUUGGACCCCGAAACUGUUCGACGCAUUGAAGAUGCUACUCGAAAGAUUGGAAAUGCGCUCAACGUUACCGGACCUUUCAACAUUCAAUUCAUUGCCAAGGACAACGAUAUAAAGGUUAUUGAGUGUAAUGUGCGGGCGUCUCGGUCUUUCCCAUUUGUGUCAAAGGUAAUGGGCGUUGAUUUGAUUGAAAUUGCUACAAAGGCUAUGAUUGGUAUACCCUUCCAAGAAUACCCUCCCACAAGCAUACCCAAAGACUAUGUUGGCGUCAAAGUUCCCCAGUUCUCCUUCUCCCGUCUCUCCGGUGCAGAUCCUGUAUUGGGUGUUGAAAUGGCAUCGACAGGCGAAGUUGCCUGUUUUGGCCGUGAUCGCGCUGAAGCUUACCUCAAGGCUCUAGUUUCAACAGGUUUCCGCCUUCCUAAGAAAAACAUUCUUCUUUCUAUUGGAUCAUUCAAGGAGAAAUUGGAGAUGCUCCCGUCUAUUCAAAAGCUACAUAAGAUGGGUUACAACUUGUUUGCGACUGCGGGUACUGCAGAUUACAUUAAGGAACACGGCAUUCCCGUCAAAUAUCUGGAGCUUCUUGCCGGAGAGGAAGAAGAUCUCAAAUCCGAAUACUCUCUCACCCAGCAUCUGGCUAAUAACCUCAUUGAUUUGUAUAUCAACCUGCCGUCCAGCAACCGAUAUCGCCGUCCGGCAAACUAUAUGAGCAAAGGCUAUAGGACUCGACGCAUGGCAGUCGAUUACCAAACUCCAUUGGUAACUAACGUCAAGAAUGCAAAGAUAUUGAUUGAGGCUCUUGCACGGAAAUUUGACUUGGAAGUUCUCACUAUUGACCACCAGACCAGCCAUCGCACUGUGGUUCUUCCUGGCUUGAUCAAUAUUGCUUCUUUUGUGCCAGGAAUUGUUACCCAAGGCUCCAAAGAUUUUGAACUAGUUAGCAAGGCCUCUGUUGCUUCGGGUUUCACUAUGAUUCGUGUGAUGCCCGUUGGUGUUGACGUUUCUGUGACUGAUGCCGUUGCCCUGAGCGUUGCCCAGCACAACUCCAAGAGCGGAAUAUAUUGCGACUUCAACUUGUCAGUCGCUGCUACGGCUUCCAAUGCGGAGCAAAUUGGACAGGUCAUUGGAGAGGUUGGUGCUUUGUUCAUCCCAUUUAACCAUCUUUCCGGAAAUAUCAACAAAGUUGCUGCGGUCACCAGCCAUUUUGGGGCUUGGCCAGCUAAUAAGCCUAUGAUUACGGACGCGAAAGCGACCGAUCUUGCCUCCAUACUCUUGUUGGCUAGUUUACACAACCGUAAUGUCCACGUCCUGAAUGUCUCGUCCAAGGAGGAUAUCAAUUUGAUCGCUUUGAGCAAAGAGAAGGGCCUCAAAGUCACCUGCGAUGUUUCAAUCUAUAGCCUGUUUCUCAGCCAGCAAGAUUACCCUGACUGCGUUGGUCUACCUACCCUAGAUGACCAGAAAGCUCUAUGGGAACACUUGAGCACGAUUGACGUUUUCUCUAUUGGUACUAUUCCGUAUCAGCUUGCUGGUGAUAUGGCUAGCCCCACGGUUGGUAUUGCUGACGCCUUGCCCCUGCUGCUCACUGCUGUGUCUCAGAACAAAAUGACAAUCGAUGACAUCUCCGAUCGAUUGUAUCACAACCCCAAGAAGAUCUUUGAACUACAUGAUCAGCAUGAUACGUUCGUUGAAGUUGAAGUUGACCGUCCGUAUAUUUUCCAAAGCGGGGAUGUCUGGUCACCGUUCAACGGCAAACCCAUGAGGGGAUCCGUUCACAGGAUUGUUUUCCAAGGCAGGACGUCUUGUCUUGACAGCGAAAUCCAGCCCGAAGCUGCGAGAGGAACUGACAUGUCUGGUCACCGCAUCGCGCCACCAUCACCAUCUGUCAAGGCUUUCUCUCCUAGGGUUCAACCCAAGGUUGACACUUCGAUUAGCCGACGUUUCUCAACUAGCACCCCUGUAAGACAAAGCCGCCCGAGGGUUGGUGAUACAAUGCCUAGUGUGCCUGAUCUUGGACCGCCGCUGUUUACAUCCCCUUCUCAGCUGUCGCCAUCACUGCUCGAACUCCUUUCGCGAUCUACCUUCAAGCAGAAGAAUGUUGUCUCUGUCGACCAAUUUAACCGGGCUGAUCUUCACCUUCUCUUCACGGUGGCUCAAGAAAUGCGCCUUGGAGUUGAGCGACAGGGCGUUCUUGAAAUUCUCAAAGGCCGCGUUCUAUGUACUCUCUUCUACGAACCUUCAACUCGUACCUCGGCAUCCUUUGAUGCUGCUAUGCAACGACUUGGAGGGCGUACGGUGGUCAUCUCGACAGAGCAUUCCUCGACGAAAAAGGGAGAGACUUUACAAGACACAAUCCGCACCCUUGCAUGCUACGGAGACGCGGUAGUCCUCCGCCAUCCAGAUGAAAACAGUGCUCACACUGCGGCUAAGUUCUCUCCCGUUCCAAUAAUUAACGGUGGCAACGGUAGCCGUGAACACCCAACUCAGGCAUUCCUUGACCUUUUCACUAUCCGAGAAGAACUCGGAACAGUCACGGGUCUGACGGUUACCUUCACCGGAGACUUGAGAUAUGGUCGUACCGUGCACUCCCUGAUCAAACUUCUCCAGUUUUAUGAUGUUCGCGUCCAGCUAGUGGCUCCAAAGGCAUUAUCAUUACCUGAAGAGGUCCGCAAAUUGGUCGUUUCUUCAGGUCAAUUGAUUCACGAGGCGCAAGAACUGACACCGGAGAUUGUCGCUCGCUCCGAUGUUUUGUACUGUACACGAGUGCAGAAGGAGCGCUUUGCAGACCUGGAGGAAUACGAGAGACUCAAGAACAGUUUUGUUAUUGACAACUCGGUUUUGAAGCAUGCUAAAAGCCAUAUGGUUGUCAUGCACCCGUUGCCCAGAAAUGCCGAGAUUGGGGAAGAGGUCGACUUUGACCAGAGGGCAGCGUAUUUCCGCCAGAUGCGCUAUGGUCUCUACUGCCGGAUGGCGUUGCUAGCACUUAUUCUAGCACCGUGA